AUGCCUUUCGUUGACAUUAUCAGCGACGACGACUACGCGUCUCUCUACUACAUUACCAACACUCCCUUCUGCAACGUUGGUGGCUUUGACCCAGAAAAGCCCACAGUCUGCAUUCUCCCACCUACGUUUCUCGACUCUUCAUGGCUCGACGCUCAACUAGACGACCCACGGCUGGAUUCGGAAUAUAAUAUCAUCGCAUUCGACCUCCCGCGGUGCAGUGGAAAAAGUGAAUGCCGACCUAAUGGACGCCACGACAAUUGGACCGAUGCUGCCGACCUUGCGUUCGCUGCUCGCGCUCUCGCCCUUCCCCCAAUGCACAUACUGGCUUUCGAAGGGAUUGGGACGAAUGCUGCCCUCCGCUUUGCUACACUCUUCCCAGAAAUGUGCCUUAGCUUGGCUCUAUGCAAUGUCCCUCCAUCCACUGAGCUUAUGUGGAUUUACACUGCGUACAGCGAACUGGUCCAAACUUGGUGCUUCGCGGAUGAUUUGGAAGCUUAUGAGCAUGUUACGAACGAAGCUGUUUCAUUCACCCUCGGACCGAAUACCUCAACUGCCUUGCGUGACGAGCUCAUAGCAUACUGGGAAGUCACGAUGCAUCCUCAGCGGCGACAACGAGUCAUCGAACAGGCCAAUCUCGUUAUGAAUCGAACACCGCUUCCAACCAGCGCGCACCAGUACAUCACCCAACCUGUUCUUAUGAUUCACGGAGAGGCCAACGAGUCUGCCCCGCGGAAAUACGCUGAACGUUUGGCGCAGGAUCUCAAGGCAAUUUUUUAUCCCGUAAAAGGCGGCGGCGGCUAUCUGAGCAUUACGCCUGGGACUGCGUCAAUUGUGAACCAAGUCUUUGUAAAAUUCCUGUCGCGGCUCCCCAAGGCACGCUCAGAUCGUCCAGAACAUAUCACCAGUGUUCAGGAGCGGAUGCAAGAGGCGCUCAAUGUGCUCGAGUCCAUAACAGGAAAUACUCAUUUAUCCUCGCGCAACCCCAUGUCGCCCCUCUCCUUCAGCUGUCUGGCUGACGGCGUGGUGCGGACCCAAACAGAGCAACUAGCAAACUAUCGCAAGGGCCAAACCCUGGCUUUCUGUCCUCUCAAUCCCCUGACUCAGCGUCCACUACGACGGUAUUCAGAGCGGCCACUUGAUGAUUGGUUUGAUGGUAACAACGAGAGCAAGUCCUCCUUCGCAGUCGGAACCCGUUACCACGAACCCACAACCACUCGAACCGACCGCCCCCUUCCAUUACCCCAGUCUGAUCCUAUAUUACCUGACGAAGGGCGUCUCCGACGUGGUACAUUCAGCCCAAACUCGGUAGAAAAACAGGUCAUCAAGGGCUCUAUGGCCAAGGUCGUCAGCUCUCAACCAAGCUUACAAAAGUUAUUUCUCUAA
Messenger RNA from Mycena indigotica, 1383 nucleotides. RefSeq lists its product as uncharacterized. Bases 1 to 1383 code for a protein of 460 amino acids. The transcript has 9 exons. The record is from RefSeq and is a predicted model, not a curated record. NCBI's taxonomy places the organism in Eukaryota, Fungi, Basidiomycota, Agaricomycetes, Agaricales, Mycenaceae.